AGCCGCGUCAGCUGUACCGCGCGAGAAAACGGGUGAGUUCUCUCUACCAAGACUCACAAGAUUUGUUUGUGCAAAUAAUCGAACGGUAUUUCAAAAAAAAGUUCAUCGAACCGUCACUGUGAAAUGUGGCUUCGAAUUUUGCGAAACCUUCUUUCAAAUAGGACUUUUCACGAGAAAAAAGCGGUGUGCCGAAUUCCGGCGAUUUUUGCGCGCUAGCGGCAACUAUGACCGAAGCCUAAAAUACUCGCGGCUGCCUGCCGCUACCACCACCACCAGACCAGCGUCCUCCAUCACCACCGCUACUACCGCCUCAGCAGCAGCAGCGGAUCCCCUGCCGCGAGUGUCUGCCUGCCCUGCCGACAACACUGUGCAGACUGGCAGAAAGGCUCGAUUCUCUCUUUUUUUUUUUUUUACGAAAAAAACACUCCUCGCACGUAUGUAGGUACGUGUAUGUGUGCGAGUAAGACUGCUGCCGCCGCCGCCGCCGCUGACUGAGAGGAGCGUGAAGAGCAGCAGCAGCCGCAAUACCGAGCCAGUCGUCCAUCUGAUACGCCUGCGUGUGCACACACGACAACGGAGUUACAAGUGUGUUUAUAUCAUUUGCUAUACUCGUCGUCGUUGGCACUGUGUCUGUGUUGUAUACAUACAAAAGGAAGAAAGAAAGAAAGAAAAGGUUCGGAGAAAAGUGCAGCGAGUUUUCGAAUUCGUAACGCGCUUGAACGUGUGUUUGUGUGCGCGGGUGGCAGCGCAGCGCAGUCCUAUAGUGCUCUCGCGAUCGUUGUCUUGUGUUGUACGACUUGUGACACAGUGAGGCAUCAUGAUAAUCUCAGCGGCAUCCACUGCAUCGCUCGUCGAUCAUCGUCGUCGGAUCGUUGAAAUAAACAGCAGCAGCACGACCGCACGUAAAUAGACGACGACGGACAGGACGGCGAGACGCCAUGUACAACGAUACGAAAGCGGAGUACAGCGUAUACACAUACGUACAGUCCGCGGAGUCCGGCAACAAUGAAUCGCGUACUCCACCGUGUAUGUUACAUUAAUACCGCUGAUGCUGCUGUUGUAAAUGCCACUACUGUCUCGUCGAUUUGAUGAAGAGAGAAGCUCCAUUAUUAUUAGUGGACAGCUUGUUGUUUUUGUUUUGAUUUAUUAUUGAAUCGUCGAUACACCACGUUGUGACGCGCACGAGACGACGACGACGACGACGACUCAAGUUUUUAUUUAUGCUGCUCCAACACAAGAUAAUGGACGCACAAUUAGGGAUGUCGCGUAACACGGGUCCCGGAUUGUACGAGUUCCUCAUGGAGGCCGAGCUCCAGCAGUAUUAUUCCGGCAUCAGAGGCGACCUGAAGGUCCACAACCCCGCCCAGCUCAAGUACGUGACGGAGGACGAUCUGGGCGGCAUCGGCAUGACCAAGCCCGAAAUGCGCCGCCUCAAAAAGUACUUCCAGCGACACUUUCCCCAGAACUACCUGUCCAAGUUCAAGAAGAUGCUGCUGCCGCGCAAGGACGACGCGCAGCAGCUCGCCGGCGCCCUGGGCCAGGGCCUGCCCGAGGAGAGACAGGACAGGCCGCCGGUGCGGGUGCCCAACAAGCACAUGAUACCCGCCGACGCCAUCAUCGUCAACAAAGAGCUCGGAACCGGUGAGUUCGGGGUGGUGCAGCAGGGCGUAUGGACGAACGACGGCGAGCGCAUUCAGGUCGCCAUCAAGUGUCUGUCGCGCGAGCGCAUGCAGAACAAUCCGAUCGAGUUUCUGAAGGAGGCGGCGAUCAUGCACUCCAUCGAUCACGAGCACAUCGUGCGGCUCUACGGCGUGGUGCUGGACACGAGCUCGCUGAUGCUCGUGACGGAGCUGGCGCCGCUGCGCUCGCUCCUGGAGUGCCUCAAGGAACCUCAGCUCAGGUCGAGCUUCCCGGUGCCGUCGCUGUGCGACUUCGCCGUGCAGAUCGCCGACGGCAUGCAGUAUCUCGAGGCCAAGCGGCUGAUACAUCGAGAUCUCGCUGCGAGGAACAUACUCGUCUUCUCCAAGAACAAGGUGAAGAUCUCGGACUUCGGACUGUCGCGAGCUCUGGGCGUCGGCAAGGACUACUACCAGACGAACUUCAACGUCAAUCUCAAGCUGCCGAUCGCCUGGUGCGCGCCCGAGUGCAUAUCCUAUCUCAAGUUCACGAGCGCCAGCGACGUCUGGGCGUACGGCGUCACGCUCUGGGAGAUGUUCAGUUACGGCUUUCAGCCGUGGGCCGCUCUCACCGGCCACCAGAUCCUCGAGGCCAUCGACGAGCCGAAUUAUCAGCGACUCGAGCAGCCCGACUGCUGCCCCAAGGACUACUUCAAUCUCAUGCAGAAGUGCUGGCAGCACGAGCCCACCAAGCGGCCCAAAUUCUCCGAGAUCAUCGCGCUGUUGCCCGACCUCAAGCCCGAACAGGUGCAGGCCGUGCAGGACACCAACGAGAUCGGCAUGCUCGUCUACAAGCAGAACGACGUCAUCACCGUGCUGGACAAGGGCUGCAGCAACACCAUGUGGAAGGGCGUGCUGGCCAACGGCAAGACGGGCUUCUUCAAUCCCGCGCACACCAUCGCCUACCUCGGCGGAAAUCUGCCGAGCAACGUCAAGCCCGGCGAGUUCCAGCGAGGUGGCGGCGGUGGCACCGACGGCAAGAACGGCGGCAUUUUCUCCUCGCAGAGGCGCAAGAUACGCACGGACAUGAUCUCGUCGCCGCAGGGCGACUUGAAGCACACCGGCCACGUGGGCCUCGACGGGGCCUACUUCGGCGAUCUGAGCUUCCUGGGCGGCAAGUAUCCCCACUUGCCGCGCCAGGUCGUCACGCCGUAUAAGCCCCAGGAGGACGCGACCGACAACAAUUCUAGUCAUCAUCAUCAUCAACAUCAUCAUCACGAAGCCGGUGGUAGUACGCUACGCGAGCGCACCAACGGCGACGGGAGCCACAACAAUAGGGAUUCAUCGAUCAGGGAUAGCAGGAGCUUGCAGCACAACAGCUUGUGGUCGGACUCGUGCUCGGAGAUCUCGCAGAUGGGCUCGGUCAACACCAUCAACAACAUGCCCGCCAACAUGGUCAGCAGCACGGACAGCAGCACCAUCUGCGGCGACCACGAGUACCACGAGAUCAGCGACGAGGAGAAUCAGGAGAGCCCGCUGCGCUUCGACAAGCCGUUGAGCUUCGACUUUGGCCCCAGUCUGAUGGACGAGAUGGAUCAGAUGUUUCGCUCGCUGGAUUCUUUGAAUUUAGGAGCGUCGCCGAAUCCGCCGCCCGCGCCCGCGGGCCUCCAGCAGCAACAGUCCUCCAUCGAGCAGCACGAGUCGAGCAACGCCCGCAACGAGCUGCGCGAGAUCCAGUCCAAGCAGACCGGCAAGAGGAAGCAAGCGACCGUGAGUCCCAUAAAUUGGCUGUGCACGAGCCUGCAAUCACUAUCAUCUACCGUUUCGUCGAUCGAGUCUCUGGGCGCUCCCUCGACGCUGAAACUGCCCCUAUGGGACAAAGCCUCGGCCGAGUUCUGCUUCGCCAAGUCGCGCGAGCUGCUCACCAAGCCGAAUCCGGCCUACUGGUCGUCCUACUGCUCCGACGACAUGGAUUACGAUCCGCAGGAUCUCAUGAAGUCCACGGAAUUCCUCGAGAACGGAAACGGUCAUCAUCAUAAUGAUCAUCAUAAUCAUCGCAAGAGCAUCGCCAGCUGUCUCGAGUUCGAUCAACUGCAGCAGUUCCAGCAAUUGCAGCAACAGCAGCAACCACCGCCCCCGCCGCAGCCGCAGCCGAUCAAGCAAAACGGCGCCGGGAAAGUCACCGGAAACGGCGACUACGACUUUCCGAGGGAUAAUAGUAGCAGUGGAAGCAACAACAAGCGGGUGAGCACGAGCUACGUCGAUCGCUACUUCGAGCAGCCCAAGUACGACGAGGGUGAUCAUCUGUCGUACGAGGACGAGCUCAGAAUCAACGAGCUCGAGCAGACCUGCCGCAAGGCCUUCAUGGCCAAUUACGACAAUAACCAUCGGGCGGCUGGUGGUGGCUUGAUCAUGAACAACGACACCGCGGCCAAGAUCGUGUCGCUCAACAAGUUCGAUUUGGGCGCGAGGCCGAAGAACGAGCAACAGCAGCAGUUCAUGGGCAGUCCCAGGCAUCAGCUCAACGGUCACAGCAACGGUCACGCCGAUCAGCAGCAGCAGCAACAGCAGCAGUAUCCCUACGCGAUCUCGAACAAUCCCAUAUUCAACGACGACGGCAACAACGGCGGCAGGCCCGGACUCGUCGGCCUGCAGAGAAGAAAGUCCGACGCCGACUGCAAUCAGCUGUACUCGUCCCACCAGAGUCGGGAGGUGUCGGGCCUCGAGAGCGUCAAGAAUUAUCUCGAGUCGAAGAAGGCCCAGCAGCAGCAGUCCGGCCUGAAUCUGGGCUUCAGCAAGCUCACCCAGAACAUGAUACAGCUGGGCAAGAACAUCGCCCAGAACACGAGGCAUCUGGGUGGUGGAGGUGGUGGAGCUGGAAUGAACGAGAACAGCAGCAGUAACAGCAAUGGACAUACUAAAUCAGGUGGUGGUCCGGUGCUGCAGAAGCCCAAUCAUCUGGAUCUGAAGCAGCAGUCGAACGGCGGCAGUCCGAGCUUGCAGAGGAUUCUGGAUCCGCCGAAGCUGUAUCAAAACAACGAUCGAAAGCUCGCCGAGAUCGCCAAGACGGAGAUCCUGGUGGAGCGCCUCCAAGCCUUCAGACCUCGCACCUCGUCGCUGUCGGAGAAUCGUCGACCGCACGCCAAGAACUUCCGCAGGUCGUUCCAUCAAACGAGCCAGCAGGAGCAGAACGACUCGAGCGACGACUCGGACUCGAUCUCGCACUCGGAGACGGACAUCAGAGGCCGACUGCGCAUGAAGCGACGCCAUCGGCGCGGCAUGCGGCUGAACUUCAAGAAUCAGAAGGCCGCGGCGGCUCGUCAGCAGCAGCAGCAGCUGGCCCAGAACAACUUCCUGCAUCCGGACAUGGCGCGUCGCUCGAACUUCGAUCUGCACUGCGACAACAAAUCGUCGACGUCCGCCGCGUCGAGCUUUCUGAGCUCGCUGCAGGCCAUGUCGUCGAGGAGCAGCUUGACGACGACGACCUCGGCCACGCUGACGCCGCAGCACAACAAUCUCCAUCAUCAUCAUCAGCACACGGCCAGCUGGCCCGAGAGCGCACCGAGCUCCAGCAUCACCUUCACCAGCAACUCGGAUCUGGAUUCCGACUCGAGCUCCGAGUAUCCGGAAUUCUGCAACGACGUGCUCACCUUUCCUCCGUCCCCGGCCCCGUAGUGUGUUUGACGACGAUCAUCGUCGUCGUCGCCCCCUCUGAAUCCGAUCCCCCUCCACCCGCCCAACGAGCCCAUGAGAAUAUUUUUUGAUUCGAUACCUUUUUAACGCUACGUAUACAUGAAAAAAAAAUAUAAGUAAUUUUCACCCAGAGCUUGGCUUAAUUAUGGAACUGGAGACGAGUAUGAUACUGCUUCUCUCAUUCACGUAAACUUGCACUGAUAAUAAUACUGUCAUUGAUAAAAAAUAUACUCGCUGAUAUUUUCCUAUCUCGUAGAAGUUACGUAGUUUGUGCGAUAUUUUCAUAUUUUAUUAAGCGACUCGCAUGCCGCUCGCAUUCACUUUUCGACACAGCUCGUGUACGAUAUAUAUACGUGUGUAGUCGUGUGUGCGUGUACCACCGCAUCUUUCGUGUACUUUCACGUGGAACGAGAUUUUGAUGAACGGCAUUGAAGCGUUUUCAAGUAUAUAAUAUAAAUAUAUACGUAAGAAUUAUGUACGAUUUUUGUAACGCGCUAAUCGACGAUAAUAAACUCUUUUUGAUACUCGUUAUAUUUACUGGGAAUUUUGUACCGAUCGUAUAUACAACGUUGCGGGUAUAAAUGAGCAUUUUUAAAGGCGUUAAAUGUUAAGUAUUAGCUUUUAAUAUACAAUAUGAUAUAUAUAUCGACCGGACAACGAUUCCGUAUAUUUUUAUUAUAAAGUUACUUUCUCGAUCGAUACCGACUAUAAACUCACGUUUUAUCGUUUCUUUUUAAGAUUACAAAAAUCGCAUUAGUAAUUAAUCGCAAGCUAUAUGAUACUAUGCUAUAAGUAAAAAUAAUCGUAGCUGUAAAACCUUUCUGUACAUAGUUUUGGCAAUAAUUUUGGGCAUUACCCGAUCCGCAUUUAGUUUUUUGGCUUCUCUGUAAGUAACGAUUAGUGACACGUAGUGCGUAGAAAAAGUUUUUGGAUACGACCAACUAUACUCGAGAAACAACCGCCUUACCGAAAAAAUAAAGUCCUGCAUCAUCCCGAUUCUUUCACCAAAGUGACCAGACACGCAUCGUUUAUAAAAAAAAAAACAUUCUGAAUUGAACGCAAUAAUAAAUUUCCAACGAAUGUGCAUAUAAUUAGCAAGUAGUCUGUAUAACGAUGUGUGCCUCUGUUUUUUACGGACAAUCACUGCUCUACUUCGAAACACUCCAUCGUAUGUAACAAUACAAAUGUGUGUAAAACCCGCUUGCAUGUGUAAAACAGUGUGUGCAAAACUACUCAUCCGCUCUUGUUAUAACUUUGUUUCUUCAUCGUACUUUUUUAAUUCACAUCUUUCUUAUUAUUUUUAUGAUUUAUCUCAUCGAUUAUUUCGUUAUUGUUAUUAUUAUUAUUUUUCUCUUCUCGCACCUUCCAAAAUCGUUUCUGAAAAAAACAAUACGUACCCAAUUGUCCCGAUCCCUCGGCUUAUCACUACUACUACCACCAACCACCACCACCACCGCAUUC
Trichogramma pretiosum is the source of this 6770-nucleotide messenger RNA. RefSeq names its product tyrosine-protein kinase PR2 (gene Ack-like). Lineage: Eukaryota; Metazoa; Arthropoda; Insecta; Hymenoptera; Trichogrammatidae. The coding region runs from base 1221 to 5291 and encodes 1356 amino acids. The transcript has 7 exons. Gene Ontology annotation, molecular function: protein binding; ATP binding; protein tyrosine kinase activity. Gene Ontology annotation, biological process: protein phosphorylation. The record is from RefSeq and is a predicted model, not a curated record.